Messenger RNA from Sinocyclocheilus rhinocerous, 2897 nucleotides. RefSeq names its product neural Wiskott-Aldrich syndrome protein-like. Lineage: Eukaryota; Metazoa; Chordata; Actinopteri; Cypriniformes; Cyprinidae. Gene Ontology annotation, biological process: actin filament organization. The record is from RefSeq and is a predicted model, not a curated record. Gene Ontology annotation, molecular function: actin binding. The transcript has 12 exons. The coding region runs from base 323 to 1846 and encodes 507 amino acids.
CUACGCUUUCGCCGUAGUAGGAUUUGUAAAUUCGCCGCGUCUCACUGUCAUGCGCAACGGUGGCACUGCCAUGUUGGAUCGAAAGCUCGGUGCACAGGAGUUCAGAUGAAAGUUUAGAGUCUCAAGACGACAUUGGAUAACCAAACGAGGAUCGCGUUUUAUUUCUGGGACACAAGACCUCUCUCAACCCACCACCGACCGAAACACACAGGUCUGAUUAUGAGAGUCUCCGGAUCCGAGCUGCGGUGAUCAGAGAUCAAUGAACACAUAUUUUCUGUUUAACACUUCCUGAUCACAAGUUCACACCAUCGGAUUGUCUAAAAUGAGCGGUCCACCUUCAAACAGCAGGCCUGCGAGCAAUGCUGGCUCCAUUCUUCUCACCCAGCAAGAAAACGAAUUGCUCUUAAACCAUCUGGGCAAGAAAUGCACCAGUUUGUGUUCAGCAGUGGUGCAGGUCUAUGGAGCAGACAGAAACUCGUCCUGGGUGAAGAAGUGCUGUGGGGUGGCCUGUCUGGUGAAAGACAACUCUCAGAGAUCUUACUUUAUCAGGGUGCUUGAUAUGAAAGACGGAAGACAAUUGUUUGAUCAAGAGCUCUACAGCAACUUUUCAGUAAACUGCUCCAGGCCAUACUUUAUCACAUUUGCUGGAGAUACGUGCCAGAUUGGUCUCAAUUUUGCCAGUGAGGAGGAAGCCAGGCGAUUCAAGUCUGCUGCCAAUGAACUUCAGAAUAGAAAAGGGAGGAAAACCGAAAAAAGACGUGACCCACCUAAUGGACCAUCAGGACCUUCAGGACCAACACUUCUAAUGGCAACGGUGGACAUAAAGAACCCUGAAAUCAACAACCAGCGUUAUCAAAAUAACACUCAAAUGAACAACUUUAACCUCCACAGCAACUUCAACAGAAAAGACAAAGGCAAAGGCAAAAACAAGAAGAAGAAAUUAUCCAAAUCUGAAAUCGGCACCCCAAGCAAUUUCCGGCACGUAGGGCAUGUCGGCUGGGAUCCCAACACAGGCUUUGAUCUGAAUAAUUUGGACCCAGAGCUAAAGAACCUGUUUGACAUGUGUGGCAUUUCUGAGGCCCAGCUCAAAGACAAAGAGACGUCUAAAGACAUCUACGAAUUCAUUGAGAAGAGAGGAGGAGUAGAGGCUGUCAAAAAUGAACUACGACGACAAGGACCCCCGAGUGUUUCUAUUUUAAAUAAUCACAACUCCGCUCCUCCUCCCCCACCUCCUUCCAGAGGCCGAGGAGCGCCGCCUCCACCGCCGCCAUCAAGAGUGCCCACCUCCGCUCCUCCUCCACCUCCUCCAUCCCGACCAGGUAUAGGCGCACCUCCACCUCCUCCCCCCAGCAGAGGGACCGGGUCGGCUCCCCCGCCACCUCCUCCACCCCAGCCUGCCUCCCUGUCUCCGCCGGCCCCUCCUCCUCCCCCUUCAAUGGGCGGAGCACCACCGCCGCCGCCUCCUCCGGGACCCCCUCCUCCCGCACCUCCUCCGCUACCGGACGGGGAUUUAGGGGAGGCGCCGGGGGGUAAAUCUGCACUCCUGAACCAAAUUCGAGAAGGGGCGCAGCUGAAGAAAGUGGACCAAAACAACAAACCGCCUGUGUCCGGUGGCGGUGGCGGUGGCCGUGGCGCACUAUUAGACCAAAUACGACAGGGCAUUCAGCUUAAAAACGUACCGGACACUACAGACUCGGCUCCGCCCACUUCUGCCCCCUCAUCUGGGAUCGUGGGGGCGCUGAUGGAGGUGAUGCAGAAGAGGAGCAAAGCGAUCCAUUCUUCAGAUGAAGAUGAUGAUGAUGAUGACGCAGAAGAUUUUGAGGAUGAAGAUGAGUGGGAUGACUGAUGACCAGGGCUGCCCAAAAGAAUUAAGGCACUACAUUGCUCUAGAUAUGCUAAAUCUUAUAAAAUUGUAAUGUAAAUGGAUGACCGAUUUGUGUACAUUUUUGUUGCCUUCAUGCUUUUUUUGUAUUAAUCUGUGCAAUACCUCAUUUAAUCUGUAAAGGUUUGUCAUGCAUCUCAUGUAAAGGUUUUAUUUCCCUCUCCUGGAUUCACGUGCAAUUUUACAUCAAGUUGUCUUGAAUUGUAGAGUUGAAUGUUUUGGGGUCUUUUGUUUAGUUUUUUUCUUUGUCAUUCUUUAAAUGAACAUCGACUCUAAAGAACAAGAUGAGCGAGUCUUAAAAUGUUGAUAUGGUGACUCAAAGCAAGAACACUAUUUUCAUACUUUUCUCUUACCUUUUCUUAUUCAGAACAUAGUUUAGCGCUGUUAUUUUCUUAAAAACCAUAUUUAGCCCCAUUGCUAAUUUGUAAAUUUGCUCCGAGUUUGAGUCGCUUUCUAUUUUUGCACGAAUCAAAAAGAAAAAAGUGGGGAAACGGCGCAAUACGGCGGUUAUGUUUACACAUUGUGUGCUAUAGCUACUGUCAGGACUCUCCUUAACAUUAGAUGUGAGAAACACUACAGUUAUUAGAAAUAACCUAUUUGCAUAUGCUAGUUUGCAUUUUACUGGCAUUACAACAAAUUUCAUGGGCACUUGUUUUUUUGUUGUUGUUUUUUUCCCCCUGUUGGUCAUACUUCAAAAUUUAAUGUUCAUGUGUGCCAUUGAAAAAAAAAAUCCUGAAAUGGACGUUUCGUACAUUCUCAAUGUUUUACUAAUAAAGCACUGUGAUGCUAUACUAAUUCAAAAAGAGCGGCUCUGGCUCGCCUGAUGAUCCGCAGUGGGUCGGAUCAUAUACUUUCACUGUUUUUAACAGUGUUAUAGAGCAAUUCAAAUAUGUUUUCCAGUUUUUAUCCUUUGUUCAACCAGGGUUGCUUUGCAUUGAGACUUGAAACCUUUGAAAUGAGGUUGAAAAAGAAUUAUUCAAAUUGUACACUCAAAUAAAUGUUAAUAUUUACAGAA